AUGUCCGACGAGCAACCCGGCUCUCGCAUAGCUAGGAUCCCAUCGUCUGACGCACAUGCAUACGUUAAGGCAGUACUCGAAGCGAACAGAGUCUCUCCCGAGCAUGCCUCGACAGUCGCGGAUUGUCUUGUUGCAGCAGACUUGAGAGGAGUUGAUACACAUGGUGUCAACAGAAUCCCUUCCUAUGUGGCACGAAUCAGGCAAGGCGUAUUGGACCCAGCAGCAGAACCAGAAUUGAAGGAAAUCACGCCUGUUGUCGCUCAAGUCGAUGGCAAGAAUGGGUUCGGGUUUGUGGCUGCUAAACUCGGCAUGGCGAAGGCAAUCGACAUGGCCAACAUAUUCGGUAUCGGCAUGGUGUCGGUCAAACACUCCAACCACUUUGGUAUGUCGGCAUGGGUGGUUCAACAAGCUCUGGACGCUGGUCUCAUGUCUCUUGUAUUCACCAACUCUUCUCCGGCAUUGCCAGUCUGGGGAGGAAAAUCCAAGCUGAUGGGAGUGUCACCUAUCGCGUGUGGAGCUCCGGGAAACGAGCACCCGUUCAUCCUAGACAUGGCGCCAUCUGUUGCAGCGCGCGGCAAAAUCUAUAAAGCGAAGCGCCGUGGCGAGAAGAUACCCAAAGACUGGGCAUUAGACGCCGAAGGCCGACAGACAGACGACCCAUCAAAAGCACUCGAAGGUGUCAUGUUGCCAAUGGGAGGGCCCAAGGGGUCGGCGUUGUCUAUCAUGAUGGACGUAUUUUCUGGAGUCUUAUCCGGCUCUGCUUUUGCAGGCCAUGUCACAAAUCCAUACGACCCUUCACGGCCGGCAGACGUCGGUCAUUUUCUGGUUGCGAUCAAACCAGAUCUGUUCAUGAGCAUGGAGGAAUUCAAAGAAAGGAUGGAGUAUCUUUAUCAACGUGUCGUCGGGUCGGAUAAGAUGGCUGGUGUCGGCCGCAUCUACAUGCCGGGCGAACUGGAGCAACUGACACAAGAAGAGAGGGCGCGAUCGGGAAUCCCCUAUGUUGAAGCGGAGAUCGAAGCGUUGAAUGAAGAAGCCAAGAAAGUUGGCUCAUUCGAGAUCAAGGUGUCGGGCUGGGAAGAGCAGGAGAAACUCAAGGACUGA
Messenger RNA from Aureobasidium vineae, 1101 nucleotides. Lineage: Eukaryota; Fungi; Ascomycota; Dothideomycetes; Dothideales; Saccotheciaceae. The record is from the annotation of a GenBank genome assembly.